UGGAGAGCACACCAGACUAGACCUUAGAAUCCACCACUACCCGUGGGAAAUUUUUGCAGGCUUCGCCUUCGGUGGAGGAAACGAAAGGAGGGGCUUUCGGGAGCGAGCGAACGCGACGCGACGGCCUCGGGAGCAACCGCAACAAAACGGCCAGUAAAGCUAAGAGGAGCAAUGGAGGACAUGGAUUACAAAGGGAGCGUCCUUCGGAUUAAGAAGUGUGCAUGUGAUCUCCUUUCACUGGAGGAGGAUAUGGUAGACGAUAGUGAGGAUUCAUGGGAGCUGAUGGGAAGGGAUCUCCGCCUCAAGUCGACCUUCUUGUACUGUGAUCUGAACCAUGUUAUCUCAAGUGCUCGUGAUGAGCACAAGAAGACCCUCACUGACCUUGCCAAUAAGUUGUUUGACUUCAUGGAAGAGCUGGAUCAGGCUGUGAAGAGCAGAAGCAUCCCUCUUACACAGGUCCGUUACAAUGAUGCAGCUCUUGCGUUGCAGGAAGUGGUCAUGUCACUUCAUUAGAUCCAAAGUGGACUCUAGUAACACAACGAGGAAAUGAAGAAGAAAAAUAUCUCCCAACCAGUUUCCAUUUUCUUUCUUGAUCUCUUUUUUGAGUAGAAAAAUGAAAAAAAAAGGAAAAAAAGGCAUGCCUUCAGUGGCGAUAUCUUUAUGUAAAUAGUGACUGCAUUCAGGAAAGCAAAGCAGAAUGUGGAUAUUGCUGUCUGAAAGCUUUGUUUC
This is a messenger RNA of Elaeis guineensis (African oil palm), 729 nucleotides long. Its product is annotated as photosynthetic NDH subunit of lumenal location 3, chloroplastic. Gene Ontology annotation, molecular function: calcium ion binding. Lineage: Eukaryota; Viridiplantae; Streptophyta; Magnoliopsida; Arecales; Arecaceae. Gene Ontology annotation, cellular component: photosystem II oxygen evolving complex; photosystem II; chloroplast. The record is from RefSeq and is a predicted model, not a curated record. Gene Ontology annotation, biological process: photosynthesis; photosynthetic electron transport chain.